Messenger RNA from Nasonia vitripennis (jewel wasp), 2045 nucleotides. It is a transcript of the gene Rpn3, whose product is annotated as probable 26S proteasome non-ATPase regulatory subunit 3. Gene Ontology annotation, molecular function: enzyme regulator activity. Lineage: Eukaryota; Metazoa; Arthropoda; Insecta; Hymenoptera; Pteromalidae. Gene Ontology annotation, cellular component: proteasome complex; proteasome regulatory particle, lid subcomplex. Bases 399 to 1892 code for a protein of 497 amino acids. Gene Ontology annotation, biological process: ubiquitin-dependent protein catabolic process; regulation of protein catabolic process. The record is from RefSeq and is a predicted model, not a curated record. The transcript is spliced from 3 exons.
AGAAGAAGUAGAGUGACACUCUUCGCUUCUACCAUGGCUUUACUCCAAUUUGCUCAAACAAUGUCCUGAUAUAUGUCAUAUGAUUUUUUUGGAAGUGUUUAUUCCGACUCCUGCUGUGUAAAAAACUCUAUUUUCCGUGAAAAUACAUUUGAACUUGCCUCUCGUAUAAAAAAAAAUUUUUUUUAACAAAAUUUGAAUCGACACUUAUAUAUAAGUUGUAGUCUUUCAAUUAGUUUUCUUAGAUUCAGCAAAUAGCUGUCGAGUUCGCCAUCUACCGAAUAUCGUAAACAGGGCGCUGAGUAUACUGCAUCAUCAUUCCAGCGCUCUGACAUCUCUACAGCGGCUUGGAAUCGAUUACACUUAAAAUUUAAAAAGUCUUCCUCUACACUGCCACUACAAUGGGUGUCCAAGGAAAAACUGUAGAGGCUAUGGAGGUCGAGGUUUCAAAUCCAGAAGCUCCUAAUGGUGAAGAAGCUGAAAAGAAGGAUGUUGAUCUCAUCACUAUCCAUGAUCUGCGAGAACACACAAGACAGAUUGAAAAAGCUGUACUCAACAAAGAGCCCAGAUUUAUUCUUAGAGCUUUGAGAGCUUUACCAAAUACAAGACGCAAGCUGAAUCCCAUUGUCCUCCGUGGUAUCAUUGGUGGAUUUUACACAAAAUCAGCAGCAGAAAAAGAAGCUCUUUUAGCAUGGGUUGAAGAGCCAAUGGAUAUGGAAGGCACACAGGCUGCCAUUCAGAGGUUUAAGAGUUCAGCUACUCCGCUAUUGCCAGAAAUUGAUGCUUAUAUUCAUUUACUUGUGCUUGUAAGAUUAAUUGAUACUAAGAAAUACACUGAGGCAGUUCAGUGCUCUGAAGCUCUUGUUCAGAAGAUUAUUGCUCAAAACCGGAGAACCAUUGAUUUGAUUGCUGCCAAAUGUUACUUUUAUCAUUCAAGAGCUUAUGAACUAACAAAUCAGUUGGACAAGAUUCGAGGUUUCCUUCAUUUGAGAUUGCGUACAGCAACACUUCGCAAUGACUUUGAAGGCCAAGCUGUUCUCAUUAACUGUUUGCUUAGAAAUUACUUGCACUACAAUCUCUAUGAUCAAGCUGACAAAUUAGUUCUGAAGUCAACUUUUCCAGAGACUGCUAGCAAUAACGAAUGGGCUCGUCAUUUGUAUUAUUUAGGUAGAAUCAAGUCUGCAAGACUAGAAUAUUCUGAUGCGCAUAAGCAUUUGGUACAGGCUAUGCGUAAAGCACCACAAACAACAGCAGUUGGUUUUAGACAGACAGUCCAAAAGCUUGCUGUGACUGUUGAACUUUUAUUGGGUGACAUACCAGAAAGACAGAUUUUCAGGCAAGCAGCUUUGAGGAGAGCUCUUGCUCCAUAUUUCCAACUCACGCAGGCUGUGAGAUUAGGAAAUUUACAGCGCUUUGGUGAAGUUUUGGAAAACUUUGGACCUCAAUUCAGAUCAGAUCACACCUUCACUUUGAUUUUGAGAUUGAGACAUAAUGUCAUCAAAACAGCUAUUCGCUCUAUUGGACUGUCAUACUCGCGUAUCUCUCCAGCUGACAUUGCUAGAAAAUUAGGAUUGGAUUCUGGAGUAGAUGCAGAAUUCAUUGUUGCUAAGGCUAUUCGUGAUGGUGUAAUAGAAGCUACACUUGAUCCUGAAAAUGGAUAUAUGCGAAGCAAGGAAACAACAGACAUCUAUUGCACUCGGGAACCUUUGCUUGCUUUCCACCAAAGAAUAACCUUCUGUUUGGACUUGCACAACCAGAGUGUGAAAGCUAUGAGAUAUCCACCAAAAUCAUAUGGCAAAGAUCUUGAAUCAGCAGAAGAGAGAAGAGAAAGGGAGCAACAAGAUUUGGAAUUGGCAAAAGAAAUGGCUGAAGAAGAUGAUGAUGGUUUCCCUUAAACUAAGAAGUUUUAAAUACUACCAAGAAGACUUCGUUUAUCUAAAAACUUUAUAUUGUUUAAUUUGAAAUACUGUAUCUGUUGUAUACUAAUAGUAAUCGAGUAUUUUUUUGAAGCUCACUAAAUAAAAUCUUAUUAUAUAAUUUGUCAAUAA